AUGAGCCGCGCGCUCCUCUCCCACAUCCUCCACCGCCCGCCUCUCCUCGCGUACGCGCGCUCUCCUUCUUCCCACCCUCUCUCGUGCGCCCUGAACGCCUGGGCUGUAGGAGCUGACGCUGAUACUUUUUUUUAUGUCUCCCGCCGUUUGGGCUUCGCGCGCAGGUCGAGGAGUGGCGUCCGAGGAGGAGCGCUGCCUUCCCGCCUCCGCGCUCUCCGCCUCAACUGCAGCGCGGCUGAAGCAACCGCCUCGGCCGAUGAGGCGCCUGCUCCCCCGGCGAGGAAGAAAAGAGUAGUUUCUGGUGUACAGCCAACAGGAAUGGUGCACCUUGGAAAUUAUCUUGGCGCUAUUAAGAACUGGGUUGCACUUCAGGAUUUGUAUGAGACAUUCUUUUUCAUUGUGGACCUGCAUGCGAUUACUUUGCCAUAUGAUGCACCAGAGCUAUCUAAAGCUACAAGAAGCACCGCUGCAAUUUAUCUAGCAUGCGGCAUUGAUAGCUCCAAGGCUUCUAUUUUUGUACAGUCUCAUGUCCGUGCCCAUAUUGAGCUGAUGUGGCUGCUGAGUUCUUCAACUCCUAUUGGUUGGCUGAAUAAAAUGAUUCAGUUCAAAGAGAAAUCACGCAAGGCGGGUAAUGAAAAUGUUGGAGUGGCACUUUUGACGUACCCUGUUCUAAUGGCUUCUGACAUCCUUCUGUACCAGUCCGAUUUGGUACCUGUUGGGGAAGAUCAGACACAACAUUUGGAAUUAACUCGUGAAAUUUCUGAACGUGUAAAUAAUCUAUAUGGUGGAAGAAAGUGGAAGAAAUUGGGAGGGAGAGGCGGUUCAUUAUUUAAGGUUCCUGAAGCCCUUAUCCCUCCAGCAGGGGCCCGUGUGAUGUCCUUAACUGAUGGCCUCUCCAAGAUGUCGAAGUCUGCUCCUUCAGAUUUGUCUCGCAUUAACCUUCUUGACCCAAAAGAUGUGAUUGUGAACAAAAUCAAACGCUGCAAAACUGACUCGCUCCCUGGCUUGGAAUUCGACAACCCAGAGAGGCCGGAAUGCAAAAAUCUUCUCUCAGUCUACCAGAUCAUCACUGGAAAAACGAAAGAGGAAGUUGUUAGUGAAUGCCAAGAUAUGAACUGGGGGACGUUCAAGGUUACCCUUACGGAUGCCUUAAUUGAUCAUCUGCAACCUAUUCAGGUUCGAUACGAGGAGAUCAUGUCUGAUCCAGGUUAUUUGGACAAUGUUCUGCUAAAUGGGGCAGGGAAAGCUUCUGAGAUAGCAGACGCCACCCUCAACAACGUCUACCAAGCCAUGGGUUUCUUGCGCAGAUAG
Molecule: messenger RNA, 1311 nt
Organism: Triticum turgidum subsp. durum (durum wheat)
Lineage: Eukaryota; Viridiplantae; Streptophyta; Magnoliopsida; Poales; Poaceae
Source: the annotation of a GenBank genome assembly